UGCUUCUGAAAGGGAAAAAAAAUGCAUAUCGGUUCACUUCACAUAUCCAGCUCCAGCAGAUGAACAUAGACAUAGAUACAUCACAGACGCUGAAUGCUCAGCUGAAAUGAAAAUGGACACAACACCUCAUUGCAGAAUGAACAAAGCAAGACCCAGUAGAAUCCGCAGCAGCACCACUAACAUAACAAAAUUCCCAAAAUCGUUCUAAAAACAAAAAGUAAUAAUAACACAGAACCAUGUACGAAAAAGUAGUUCUCACUUUCAUUUUCGUAUUCCUUCUCAUAAUUUCCUAUUCAAUUUUCAUGGGAACCCUCGACAUUAGAUCUUACUUCUUCCCUCACUUAAAAUCACCAACCCUCGAACCCGCUCCAUGUUCACCCGACCCGCCUCUCCGUGUCUACAUGUACGAUCUCCCUCGCCGUUUUAACGUCGAAAUGAUUACUCACCGGACCGCGUCGGAAUCUCCCGUCACCGUUAAGGAUUGGCCGCCGUGGCCGGAUAAUUGGGGGUUGAAGAAGCAACACAGUGUGGAGUAUUGGAUGAUGGGUUCGCUUCUUCAUGAAGGGGAAGAUGGUGAGUCCAGAGAAGCUGUUAGGGUUUUCGAUCCGGAAUUCGCGGACGCUUUUUUUGUUCCUUUUUUCUCUUCGUUGAGCUUUAAUUCCCACGGUCAUACUAUGACGGAUCCUGCUACGGAGAUUGAUCGUCAACUGCAGGUUGAUGUGAUGGAAUUCUUGACGAAAUCCAAAUAUUGGCAGAGGUCUAGAGGCAGAGACCACAUAUUUCCUAUGACACACCCCAAUGCCUUUAGGUUCCUAAGAAAUCAAGUGAAUGAUACUAUUCAAGUUGUUGUGGAUUUUGGUCGCUACCCCAAGGGCAUGUCUAAUUUGAACAAAGAUGUAGUGUCCCCGUAUGUGCAUGUUGUGGAUUCUUUUACAGACGAUGAACCUGAAGAUCCGUACGAGGCUCGCUCCACACUGCUUUUCUUUCGAGGAAGGACUUUCAGGAAAGAUGAAGGCAUUGUCCGUGCUAAACUGACAAAGAUAUUGUCUGGUUACAGUGAUGUUCACUAUGAGCGAAGUGUUGCAACAGGAGAAAACAUAAAAGCGUCAUCUAAAGGGAUGCGUUCAUCAAAGUUCUGUUUGCAUCCAGCAGGAGACACGCCAUCAUCUUGUCGCCUUUUUGAUGCCAUUGUGAGUCACUGUGUUCCUGUCAUUGUGAGUGAUCAAAUUGAACUCCCAUUUGAGGAUCAGAUCGAUUACUCCCAAUUCUCUUUGUUCUUCUCUUUCAAAGAGGCAUUACAACCUGGUUACAUGAUCGACCAUCUUCGUAAAUUCCCAAAGCAGAAAUGGACUGAAAUGUGGAGGCAACUUAAAAACAACUCUCAUCAUUAUGAAUUCCAGUACCCUCCAAAAAGAGGGGAUGCUGUUAAUAUGCUCUGGAGACAGAUUAAACACAAGCUUCCAGAGGUCACACUCUCUAUUCAUAGAAGCCGAAGGUUGAAAAUCCCAGAUUGGUGGCAUAGGAGAUGAUUUUUGGAGCUUUCUGCAUGAAUCUUGUACAUUCACUCUCUUAAGUUUCUGUUACUUUCUCUGAAAGGGAUCAGAAGAAUCUCAUUGCCACAUCACGUCUUAUCUCCACAUUUCAUAAUAGAGUAUUGUGGAAGUUUUAGCCUGUGAUUUGUUUCAGUUUCAUUGACACAUCACGUCUUAUCUCCGCAUUUCAUGAUAGAGUAUUGUGGAAGUUUUAACCUGUGAUUUGUUUCAGUCGUUUACGCCAGACCUCACUCGGGAGCACAGCUUUCAUUAACAUUCAAAUGGAGAUCCAGUGAUAUUUUGACACCUCCUAAUGUGUGCAAUUGUUGUUUCUUUGGGUUAUUUUUGGACUUUGUAGUUGGCAAAUGAAGAUAUGCUCCCAGGACGGGGGAGGAAGAUAAAGAAAGGUAUUUCAAUUUUAUUUUCAUUCUCCAUUUCACCAAUUUAAUUUGUGCAAUGCUAUUGCCUAUUGAACUAAAGUUAAUCAUAAAAUUCAUUAACGUUCAACGAGUUCAAAUUACAGUUUUUAUCCACUUUCCAUGUGAUACCAGUUGUUUGUAAUUUUAAUUUCUUUCGUUCCUGUUAAAAGCCUGUUAGUGCAAUUAAAAGAAGGUAGUAGUAUAUAUUCUUAUUUAUUUA
This is a messenger RNA of Cicer arietinum (chickpea), 2171 nucleotides long. Its product is annotated as probable arabinosyltransferase ARAD1. The record is from RefSeq and is a predicted model, not a curated record. Gene Ontology annotation, molecular function: glycosyltransferase activity. Lineage: Eukaryota; Viridiplantae; Streptophyta; Magnoliopsida; Fabales; Fabaceae.